CGGUCCCCGCCGCUGGGGGGUGCUCCCUCUUCUGGUCCUCCUAGGGGGUCUGAUGGCAGGAUGGCGGAGGCAGGGGUCCCGGAGUCCGCCUCGGCCCGGUGUCCGGAGGAGUCGUCAGACAGCGAGUCGGAGCAGGAGCCCGGAACCCCGCAGAAACUCAUUCGAAAAGUGUCCACAUCCGGCCAGAUCCGCAACAAGACUGUGCUGAAGGAGGGAAACCUGAUGAAACAAACCAACUCAUUCCAGCGCUGGAAGAGACGAUACUUCAAACUGAGAGGCAGGACUCUGUACUACGCUCAGACUGCCAAGUCAAUCAUUUUUGAUGAAGUGGACCUGACCGAUGCCAGUGUCGCCGAGUCCAGCACCAAGAACUUCAACAACAGCUUCACUGUCAUCACCCCCUGCAGACGUUUGAUUCUGUGUGCAGACAACAGGAAAGAGAUGGAGGAGUGGAUAGCAGCUCUGCGCAGCAUCCAGAACAGACAGACCUAUGAGUCCACCCAGUACAGCAUGGACCAGUUCAGUGGGAUGCACAACUGGUAUGCCUGCUCCCACGCCAGGCCGACUUACUGUAACGUCUGCAGAGAAGCUCUGUCUGGAGUCACAUCCCACGGCCUGUCCUGUGAAGUGUGUAAAUUCAAGGCUCACAAACGUUGUGCAGUCAGAGCCACCAACAACUGUAAAUGGACAACACUGGCUUCUAUUGGGAAGGAUAUCAUAGAGGACGAGGACGGGGUGUCGAUGCCUCACCAGUGGUUGGAGGGGAACCUCCCGGUGUCGGCUAAAUGUAACGUGUGUGAUAAAACCUGCGGCAGCGUGCUGCGCCUGCAGGACUGGAGAUGUCUGUGGUGUAAAGCCAUGGUGCACUCGGGCUGUAAGGAGCAGCUGUCCUCUAAGUGUCCUCUGGGUCAAUGUAAAGUGUCCGUCAUCCCUCCAACUGCACUCAACAGCAUCGACUCUGACGGUUUCUGGAAGGCAUCAUGUCCUCCGUCCUGCACCAGUCCUCUGCUUGUCUUUGUCAACUCCAAGAGUGGAGACAAUCAGGGCGUCAAGUUCUUGCGCCGCUUCAAACAGUUGCUGAACCCGGCGCAGGUGUUCGACCUGAUGAAUGGAGGACCCCACCUGGGUCUGCGGCUAUUCCAGAAGUUUGAUACGUUUAGGAUCCUGGUGUGUGGAGGAGAUGGCAGUGUCGGCUGGGUGCUGUCUGAGAUCGACGCUCUCACUCUUCACAAACAGUGUCAGCUGGGGGUUCUUCCUCUGGGGACUGGGAACGAUCUGGCUCGGGUUCUGGGCUGGGGCUCGGCCUGUGAUGAUGACACCCAACUGCCUCAGAUACUGGAGAAACUGGAGAGAGCCAGCACGAAGAUGCUAGACAGGUGGAGCAUCAUGGUGUAUGAGACCAAGUUUCCACGGCAACACUGUGCCUCCACCAUCACAGAUGACUGCAGCGAUGACUCUGAGGUGCAGCAGAUUCUGACCUAUGAGGACUCAGUGGCUGCUCACCUGUCCAAGAUCCUCACCUCAGACCAGCACUCUGUUGUCAUCUCCUCUGCCAAGGUUCUGUGUGAGACAGUGAAGGACUUUGUGGCUCGUGUAGGUAAAGCUUAUGAGAGGAACACAGAGAGUUCAGAGGAGUCCGAGGCCAUGGCCAAGAAGACUUCAGUCAGUGCUGCUGAAGCAGCAAGAGAGGGUGGGAGAGGUGGAGGAGGAGGACAACAGCCAAGUGCAGUGCAGGAGCAACAGUGUGGCAUCCUGAAGGAGAAACUGGACUCUCUGUUGAAGACUCUGAACGAGGAAUCUCGGGCCUCCACUGUCCUCCCCCCAGCCCCUCCCCCCACCAUUGCUGAGGAGCAGGAGGAAGCUGAGGGGGUCGUACUGCCUCGUCCUCUCCAUCAUCAUCAUCACCAUCAUCAUCAUCAUCAUCCUCACACCCCCCGCUCUCCACGGACCAACACCUCGUCUUCCUCUGCAGUGGCCAUCUUUAAACCCAGGGAGCAGCUGAUGCUGAGAGCCAACAGCCUGAAAAAAGCCAUCCGACAGAUCAUCGAACACACGGAGAAAGCGGUGGACGAGCAGAACGCUCAGACGCAGCAGCAACAGGUGUUCUCUCUGGGCCGAGCCAAAGAAGAUGAGGGCCUGGUGGAGGAGGAAGAGGAGGAGGAGGAGGUGGAGGAGGAUAAGAUGUCGCUGCAGUUGUCCUACAGUGCCAAGCUCCGCAACACACGCAGAAUCAGUAAGGCACCCUGUGAGAAGUUGAUCAGCAAAGACAGCCUGUCGCUGGGCAGCUCCACAUCACUUCCAGUUCAGACAGGAAGUAGGGAGAACAUGCCCAUGCUCAACACAAAGAUCCUUUAUCCUGGUCUCAGAGCAGGAAUCUCAGGCUCUCUGUCCAGCAGCUCAGUGAUCAGUCAGCUGUUGGUGAACGCCGACCCGUUCAGCUGUGACCCUGACAACAUGGACUGCUACACAGAGAAAUGUGUCAUGAACAACUACUUUGGUAUUGGACUGGAUGCAAAAAUCUCUCUGGACUUCAACAACAAGAGAGAUGAACAUCCAGAGAAGUGCAGGAGUCGCACGAAGAACAGGAUGUGGUACGGAGUGCUAGGAACCAAAGAGCUGCUGCACAGAACCUACAAGAACCUGGAACAGAGAGUUUUACUGGAGUGUGACGGGCAUCCCAUCCCUCUCCCCAGUCUGCAGGGCAUCGCUGUGUUGAACAUCCCCAGUUAUGCCGGAGGAACCAACUUUUGGGGAGGAACCAAAGAGGACGAGACCUUCACUGCUCCAUCCUUUGAUGAUAAGAUUCUGGAGGUGGUGGCAGUGUUUGGCAGCAUGCAGAUGGCCAUGUCCCGUGUCAUCAACCUGCAGCACCACCGCAUCGCGCAGUGUCGGACGGUGAAGAUCACCAUCCUGGGUGAUGAAGGUGUCCCUGUUCAGGUGGACGGGGAAGCAUGGAUCCAGCCUCCAGGUUACAUCAAGAUCAUCCACAAGAAUCGAACUCAGACCCUAACCAGAGACCGAGCGUUCGAGAGCACCCUGAAAUCCUGGGAGGACAAACAGAAGUGUGAGUUUCCUCGGACCCCCCCCACCCAUUCUCCCCUGUCCUCCCAGCCAGAGGUUGUCUCCGAGGAAGAGACAUCACUCAUCAGCGAGUUCGGCCAGGCAGCAGGAGUGCUCAUACACAGUAUUCGUGAGGUGGCUCAGUCUCACCACAGUAUGGAGCAGGAACUGGCUCAUGCUGUCAACGCCAGCUCCAAGGCCAUGGAUGUGGUCUACGCCAACUCCAAGACCUCUGGGGCUCUGAGCUGCAGUGCAGUGGUUCACAUGGUUGGGAACGUCAAAGCUUUACUCGGCGAGACUGAACUGCUGCUGGUGGGAAAGAUGUCCAUGCAGCUGGAUCCUCCUCAGCAGGAGCAGCUGAAUGCAGCUCUGAACUCUGUGGCUCAGCAGCUCCGUCGCCUGGCUGAUGUUCCCUGGUUGUGUCUCAUCGUCGACCCAUCAGACCACGAGGGUCUUCUGGCAGACUUUUCGAAGCGCAGUCGUAGUGCAAAGUUUCGUCUCGUCCCAAAGUUUAAAAAAGACAAAAACAACAGAAAUAGAGAUGCGUGUGCGACUCUCUCACUUCCAGUUCAUCAGUGGGGAACAGAGGAAGUGGGGGCAUGGCUGGACUUUCUUUGCCUCACUGAAUAUAAGGACAUCUUUAUUGGACACGAUGUGCGCGGAGCCGAGCUUAUCCACCUGGAGAGGAGGGACCUGAAGGACUUGGGAGUGACAAAGGUGGGUCAUAUGAAGAGGAUCCUGCAGGGCAUCCGAGAGCUGAACAGGAACAGCAGCACCAGUGAGGCCUAACUGCUGCCAGGGACCCCUGCCUGCUCUCCUCCUACCUCUGUUGCUAUUAACAACCUUGUCCACCUGACCUCUGACCCUGAACCAGAACCAGGUCUGACAUCACACACAAGGACCCGGACUAAGUCUUGUUCUGUGAGACUCAGUGCUGGUCCCCAGACCUCGUCAGUCCUCCUCACGGUGACCACACAGACCACCUAGAGAGAGAGCCAAUCAGAUGAUCUGCUAGUGCCUUGUCAUCUCACCCACCGACCAACCAGCAUCCAGGUUGUGGUGGCUGUAGGGUGGGUGUGUAUCAGAGCCUCCGCCUCCAGACAGGUGAAGAUCUGCACCAUACACAGUCUGAGCUGAGGCGACAACAUGGCUGACCAGCUCUGCUCAUGUUUUAACAUUUUGGGGACUGUUUACUGCAGACUUAUGAUUAUUCUACCAAAAUGCUGACCAUUGCACUAAACGACAUCCUGCCAGUGAGGUGAGAUUGUUGGAAUCUACCUGAAUCCAGUAUAUGUAAUAUAUAAGUGCAGUGAUCAGUGUGGCUGAAAUCAUCGUUGUCGGGGAUUUAGUCACAGCAUCUGGUGAACAGAACCUGCAACAGCUGCGUUCCUUCUUUUUGCAGUAAAGUAUAACCCAGAGGCUGAGUUUGAAGCCAAGUGUCUUCAUGUGAUGUUUCAGCUCCUGAAUAUAGUUUUGACAUGGGUCAGAUUCAUGUUACAGCCUGAAACCUGGAAGUAUUUAAAGAAGUGAAACAAUCCUCAGAUGUUUCUUUGUAUGGAACUAAUUCACAACAACAAUUGUCUCAGGGCACUUUACAUAGUCUGGUCUAGACCUUAUACUAUUUCAGAGGAAAAUCCCAGAAAACCCCCCUUGAGCAGCACUUGGGGACAGCGGGUAAGAAGAACUCCCUUUAACAGAAGGAACCUCCGACAGACUCUUGGUGGGCAGCCUUCUGCCUCGACCUUGGAACUUUUCAGUCUCCUCUACCCACUCUGCCCAACUGGUCGAGGCAGAAGCAAAAUGAUCCUCAGAUGUUUCCUGAUGUUGCAAUGUGAGCUGGAGCUCACAGAGUCGAUUGUGGAGUCAUUAACAAGUUGAACCAGAGAACCACACUCGGUUGGGUGCGGUGAGAUGACUGCUCCCAGUUCAUCACUGACAAAAACAGUGCUGUUCCCAAGCUCAUCAGCAGAGUUUCAGGUGAGGGUCUGAGUGUGCAGAACAAUGAACAGUGUGUGAAUCUGUUUUUACAGGCCAAAACCUUGUGAGAGAAUAGUGUAGUAAUGUAAAAUGUAAUUCUCCCGAAACAACACACACUGACAAAAGAGAAACUGUUUAAAAAGACCAAACAGCAGCAGGUUCCUGUCCCAUCAUUGUACAGCAGCAGAGUCUCUGCUGAAGUAAAGUCUUGAGGACUCGGUGAAAGACUGAUAAGAGCUGCACAUUGUUUGCAGUGUUGCAGCCUAACAGCAGAGUUUCCUGCCCUGACCAUCCCAUCACAGCAUGACUGAAACCUGGCCCUGCCAAGGCGGGUCUGUGCCGUGCUGGGGCUGAGUAUGGGCAGGGUCAGUCACAAGACUGGCUGCCAGAUGAGGCGCAGUUUUUGGGACCUGAAAACUUUGCUCACGAGUCUGACAUGACUCCAGAAACCAGACGAACAAAACUGAAGCCAGCCAAUCAGAAUCCCUCAGGUACCUGACCUGUCGGACCAGGAUGCAGCAGAACCCUUUAAACUUUGAGACGUUUGAGCAGCUCAGAGACUUUAUAGGAACUGUUUUAUGUUUCUAACCAAAAAGGAACAGAGCCGUUGUUCUUCCUCACAGGGAACAGACAGAGUUUUGCCCUGAAACAGAUGGGGUUCUUCUUGAAGCCGCAGUCACGAAUCAUCCUGUUUUUGAAAAACAGGAUGAUUCUGAAAGUUGACGAGGGAACGUCGGGGCAGACACCCUCAAGAUGAUUGGGAGGUCUGACAGACGCUCAGCACACAACAGUCGACCGACGAAGAUGAGCUGCGUUUUCUGUCUCACAAUGUUUUUCUGCUUCUGUGUGUUUGUCUGGUGUGUGUCUCAAUGAGAGUGUAAUAUGUUAUCGACAGUCACAGGUUUCAGGGACCAAACAAACCUGUUUCAGACUGAAGACACGUCAGUGUAGAAAACUAACAUUCAUUCAAGGUUUAAGAGGGGUAACGUUGGUAUCAGGUUUAUCUCAUCAGUAUAAACUCACUGUUGUUGUGAAGCCUCUGGACUUGUCCAGUCCAGUCAGUCCAGUGAGCUGAACAGCCUUAGCUACAAGCAGUCUGGUAUGGCAGCUGCCAACAAAACAUUCAGCGGUGAAGUCCUUUCAGCCUUUGGGCCAGUGAAGCUGCAGCUGUUCUUGUCUUUCCCACUUUGACAUUUGCUGCUUCUGGGUCACAUCCUUGGAACUUUGGAAGCUUCACUGUGGUUCCCCCUUUUAUAGACCAGAUGACCAUUUUUUUAAUUGAGGAAGUGAAGUGCACAGCUGCCUGUAACAAGAAGCCAAUGAUCAGCAGCCGUUUAGUGUUUACUGGAUUUAUAGGUAAAGUUGAAGGAAACAUGAAAACAGACUUCAUCAGAUGUUGCCUUGAGCCCCUUGAUCACAUAUCUGUCAGAUAGACCUCAGGUUUACUCUGCUCACUGUUCAGUGUCGGGCAGCGGGAACGUUGGAUUGUUUAGGAAAAGCAGCCACUGCCUUCAGCAGAAUUAACUCUGAUUCUUAAACUGCACAAUGAGACGGAAAGAUUCACAGAUGUUUUUUUUGUUUUUGUUUUUUUUAUUGCAACACAAAAUGACACGUUUAUAGGACAACGGACAUAACAUAGAAAAUAAAGCAAACAUUGACAAAAGAGACUUGCGACUAGUUUGUGAGGGUGUGUAGCGUGGGCGUAUUCAGUUCUAUGCAGUCUGGUAUUCAGUCUGUACUAAAG
Monopterus albus (swamp eel) is the source of this 6781-nucleotide messenger RNA. It is a transcript of the gene dgkd, whose product is annotated as diacylglycerol kinase delta. NCBI's taxonomy places the organism in Eukaryota, Metazoa, Chordata, Actinopteri, Synbranchiformes, Synbranchidae. Gene Ontology annotation, cellular component: plasma membrane. The transcript is spliced from 32 exons. The record is from RefSeq and is a predicted model, not a curated record. Gene Ontology annotation, biological process: phospholipase C-activating G protein-coupled receptor signaling pathway. The coding region runs from base 61 to 3849 and encodes 1262 amino acids. Gene Ontology annotation, molecular function: protein homodimerization activity; protein heterodimerization activity; ATP-dependent diacylglycerol kinase activity.